Messenger RNA from Entamoeba dispar SAW760, 351 nucleotides. RefSeq lists its product as uncharacterized. The record is from RefSeq and is a predicted model, not a curated record. The transcript is spliced from 3 exons. Lineage: Eukaryota; Evosea; Mastigamoebida; Endamoebidae. Bases 1 to 351 code for a protein of 116 amino acids.
AUGGGUGAUUUCUUAGAAGGAGAGCACUGUUGGUGUCGUUUCCAAAUAGGAAAUGGUGAAAUCCCUUGGCCAUCUAUCAUUAAAAAAAUUUAUGACCAACGAACAGUUAUAGUUCAAGUAUUUGGAACUCCGAAAUUGAUCAAAACAAAAAUUGAGUGGUUAGAACAUGGAUAUAAAUUAUCACCAAGAAAAGUUAUGGAAAUAGCAUCAAAAAUGUCUUUAGAAAAAGAAAAAGUUACUGUGUUGUAUGAUGGACUGACACAAUUUAAAGAGGGUGAAAGAAUUGCUGAUUUACAAGUUCCCUUAGAAAUGGAAAACUUUUGGAUUCAACAAACACUUGAAUUAAUUUAA